GGUGGAUAGUUUGUCGCUAGAGUCCAAAAUGUAUUCGUUACAUACGUAUUUUAAAGGGGUACUCGGUGUAAAAGCCACGUUCCCAAGGCACCCUGAACGCAGCAUACGGGAUGUGAUGGGUAAACCAAAACUUCUUUGUUUUAAGUUCAUGCUAACAGGUGAGAAAAGUCCGAGCGGCACUAUUAACAUGUAAAGACACGUAACGACAAGAAAUACUUUAUAAGUGUAAGUAAUACGAGCGAAGCAGCUACCUGUAGAGUAAACGGACUGAGCGAGGAGAGAGAAAGCAACAUGUCGGAAUAUUGUUCGAAUUAUCGGGAUAAGGCAGCAGCUAAGUACCCUGGGUUGAUCAACCUUGGGUCAACCUGUUACCUGAACAGCGUCCUGCAGGUUCUGUUCAUGACCAAAGAGUUCAGAGAUGCUGUGAUCAGGUUUGUGGAGGAGAAUCCUGACACUGAUUUUAUCGAUCGUCAUCUCAAAGAUUUGUUUGACGACUUACAGAAAUGUGAUGCGUACACAUAUAAAAUCAUAAAGACCCUGGGCAUCGACAGAGUCUAUGAACAACAGGAUGCUGCAAAGUACUUUGAGAAGAUUUUACGGUUAACUUGUCCCGACACGGCAAAGGUCUUCCGCGGUGAGAUGACACACAGAACCACCUGUUCUGAAUGUGAGACUCAGAACGACACAGAUGGACCUUUCUGGUAUCUUCCUCUUGAGCUGGUAGAUUCCUCCAGUGGGAACUACAGCGUGGAAGACGGCAUUCAAACAUAUUUCAGCCCCACGUUAUUUACUGGAGACAACCAGAUGUACUGUGACACCUGUGAUACCAAAGGUGAUGCUUCUAGUAGAUAUUUCAUAAAGGAUCAUCCAGAUGUUCUGAUUCUGCUGCUGAAGAGGUUUGACUUCAGCUAUAAAGACAUGUCAUAUGUUAAAAUCAACCGUGCUGUUGAUGUUCCCUACACCCUGACAGUACCAGAGAAACAGGUCUAUGAACUUUAUGCAUUUGUGGAUCAUUGUGGUGAUCUGAGAAGUGGACACUACAACGCUACAAUCAAACCUCAGGAUGAAGAAGAGACUUGGUACAGCUUUGACGACACCAGAGUCUCACGGCUUGACAGAAGUCCAUUCCCGGAAAGUGUGAACGUUGCAAGGUUCAGUCGGGCCUAUCUUCUUUUUUACAAAAAGACUGGAACUCAAGACGUCUGCAACAAAGUUGACCCAACUGCUGCCAGUGAAACCCCAGAUCAGAUCUCAAGCACUGACGAUGAUUUGAACAAGGAGGAGAGAGACAACGAACCUGGUGAAGCACCGAAGAGAUCAAGAGAGGAAGACGACUGCGAGCAAACAGGAAAAAAGAAGAAAAGGAGAGAAUGUGAAAAUCCUCACUUGUGUCCUGCAGACAUGAAAGUGAAAGGCAACGAUACUGAUGAGCAGGAGGGAAACAGAAAUCCAUCCUCUAGCAGAGAUCAGUGUGAAAUAACAGAUGCUGAACUGUCAGAUCCACCUGAUCCGAGUGUAGACUGCCACCCUGAGAACAAAGAGCCAGCUAAGAGGGAAGCAAAUGAAUUUGAUGCCAACCAAGAUUUCAAACCUGGAGACAGAAAAAUAUCAGGUGGGCCUGCUGGACCCAACAGCCAAGGUGAGAUGAGUCAAUUUAAAAGUAAAUCAACAAAUGAAUCAGAAGGGACUCAACGAGCAGAAAAUAAAGUCAGUCAUGAGACAGGACACUCUGACAGUGAAGUAAACGUGUCACAUGCUGAUGACCAGGAAGAAAAGAGCCAUCUGUCUUCUACUAAAGAUCUAUUUGAGUCUACAAACACGACACCAAGUGGUUUUAGAUGUGAAGAGAGUGGAAUGUUAGAUGUACUUGCUGUAAACAAAGAUGAGACAAGAAUCCCAGACAAACCUGCAGAGGACAAGGAUGAAGACUCUAAAGAAGAUCAGACUGAAGUUUGGGAUCAUGGAAAAGCCAAACAAACUGAGGAUGGCAAAAUGGGACCAGAUGUUGAUCCUGAUUUUAAUGUAGAGAACAUGUUGCCAUUGCCUUCUGCCCAUGACACGAAACAGGAGAUAUUUCAUGGCCAGAAUCUGUUAGAUGAAGAACAGAAAGUCAAACACAAGAUGAAUAGAUCUGACAGUCAUUUGCAGGACACACCACCACACCAUGAAAACCUUGGUCCAGUGGAAGAACACAGAAGUUUGCCUUCUGCCGACCAUGAGACUGAGGGCAACGGUUUUGAAAACAAUAAACAGACAGAGAAUAAAGAGGUGGAAGCAGAUAAAAGUCCUGAUUUUAAACACGUAGACGAUGAAACAGCUUCUGCACCUGAUGGGCCAGAGAGACAACAGGACAUGGUACAUACACAGGACAACCUAAUGGACACAAUGGCACAAAGAAACAUAAAAAACCAAGAGUGGGAUCACUUCCAUAUUCCAGAUAUGGCUGUGGAGGAUGCAGGCACAGAUGACCUUGAAAAAGGCAUAAAUGUGUUCUCUAGUGGGCAUCAGACCAAAGUGAAGGUUGAUGAAGGGGCAAACCAAUCUGAGGUUGAUCCAAUGACAUUAAGAGACAAACAGAAUCAGACAGAGGACACAGAUGGUCUGACAGGUCAUGAGAGCCAAGCAGGGCUUAACGAUACAGAGAGGACAGCAAUGCCUGCAACAGGUGAUGAUAUCCAGAACAAAAUGGAAGGAGAACAUCAGGCAACAAGCUCUGCAUGUUGUUCAGAAGGACUGUUAAUGCUGAAGGACGAUGAAGGAAACAGAAUCAUUCUCCCUAGUGAUGAUCAGAGGAAAGUCGGGGAUCCUGAGAAAGCAGAACCACCUGAGACAGAAGAGAUCAAACUAGACGUUCAGCAAGACUCUCACAGAGUUGAACAAGACAAGAUAUCAGUGGAUAAAACCGGUGAUGAGCUGAUAAAUCACAACAAUAUUAACAACAACCAGAAUCAGACAAACACUAACCAAGAAGAAAACACAAGUCUGCCCUCUGCUGGAGACCUGAAUGAAGUGAAGCAUCCUGAAUACGCAGAAAUAGCCCAGGCUGAUCAGACCACACUAGAUCCUAUCGUCAGUAAAGAGUCACUUUUAACGGCUCCAGCUAACAGACAAGAUAAGUCGAGUGAUGCACAGGAGAAAGUAUUAAAAGAAAAGACUGAAGAAGAUGAACAGACAGAAAAGGAGGAAAAACAGGAGACUGAUCAUUUCAGUCCACAGAACGUUACCAAUAACACUGCAGAUGCUAAAAACCAGGAAGGGCUAGAAAACGCAGAAGCUGCCAUUAAUCAGGAAUCUAAAUCUGGAGGCAGUGAAACUAUUGUUGGAUCUGUUGCUCUUCACAGUCUGCAUGACGUGAGCGAUGUUCACAGGUUCGUGGAUGGAGAGAAAGAUGAGAAUGUGCAGACAGAAACCGGUUUAAAAGAGGACGCAGAAGACAGGACAAUGACAAAUGCAGAUAAUGAAUACAAAGAAGACAAAAAUAUGUCCUCCGGUGACAAUCAGAAAAACAUUGUAGAUCCUAAAAAGUCUCCUCCACCUGUAUUGGAUCAGGUCACACCAGACACAAAGCAUGACUCUAAACCUGUGGACGGUGAAAUGUCUCCUCUACCUGCUGCAGGUGGCACGCAAGAACAGCUGAGGGAGGCAGAAAUGACUGUAAAUGUAGACGACAGCCAACAGAUGGAGGAGGAGGGAGAACAGGAUGCAGGAAUGUCCAAGAACUCACAAGAAGUGAUAAAGAAAGACAAGGACACUGAAGAUCAGGUAGAAAUAAGAAGUCUGUCCUCUUUUGAAGAUCAGAGAGAAGUCGGAGAUGAUGAAGACAAAGAAUCAACUGAGAGUGAAGAGAGAAAACCUGAUGCCGACCAAGGUUUUAAACCUGGAGAUGGAGAAAUAUUAGGUGGACCUGCUGGACAUGAGAGACAAGGUGAGCUGAGUGAGGCACAGGCAUGGACGUUAACAGACAAGAAGACGGAUGAGAAGGAACAUGAAAAAGUAAAACGCGAGACAGAAAACCCUUACAGAAAGACAGAAGACACAGCAGUGAAGGAUGGAGAUCCUCCUAACCAGGAAGAAAACCAUCAGCUCCCCUCUAAUAGAGACAUUGAGCCUCAGAACAAGGAACCAGCUACGUUUGAGGAGAUGAAAACAAACCGUGAACAGUUUAGUCCAACUGCUGGCCCUGACAGCGAAAGUGAGACAAUCCAUUUAAAAAGUAAAUCAACAAAUGAAAAGUCAGAAGAGACUCAAGAGGCAGAAAAUAAAGUCCAACAUGAGACAGGAAUCUCUGACAGUCACGUAGAAAACAUGGCAGAUGCUGAUGACCAGGAAGGAAAGGCCAAUCUGCCUGAAGAUCCGUCUGAAGUGAAAGAUUGUGGUACAGACCAAAACCCCGAGCUUACUAAAACAAGUCAAGGUGGUUUUCGACCUGAAGAGAGUGAGUUGUUCAUUUUACCUACUGCAGACAAAGAUGAGACCAGUAGUCCAGACAUGUCGGCAGAGGACAUCCCAUCAAAGGAGGAAGAUUUGAAAACAGACAGUAAUUCACUCUCUAACGGAAAUCAGAGUAAAGUUGUGGAUCAUGAAACGACCAAAGAAGCUGAAGGUGACCAAAUGAGACCAGAUGUUUCUCCUGUUGAACACAAAAUGUCACUAAUGACUGCUGGCCGUGACAUCAAACAGGACGCUGUUGAUGGACAAAAUCUGUACGAUGGAGAAAAGAGAAACCAUGGGACAGAAAAAUCUGACAGUCAUUUGCAGGACAUGACAUCACAGGGUGAAAAAACUGGUGACCACGUAGAAAACAGCAGUCUGUCCUCUUCUGAGGAUAAGAAUGAGAUCCAAGAUGUAAGGAAAGGUGUGUCCGCUGGACCUUUAAAUGAUGCAGAGAGGACAGUAACUGAUGCAACAGAUGAAGGUAAAGAGAUCAUAAAGGAGGAAGAACAUCAGACAAGAAGCUUUCCAAGUCAUUCAGAAGAAAAGGAUGAUGACCAUGAAGGUAACCGUGAUGAUCAGAGUGAAGUCAGUGAUGCUACAGAAGCAGAACCACCAGAGACAGAAGAGAUCAAACUAGAAACGAGAGAAAAACAAAACUCUGACAGAGCUGAAGAAGACAAAACAUUACAGGAUAAAGUCACUGCUGAGCUGUUCAAUUACAAUAAUAACAGUUAUGAAGAUCAGACUGAAUCAGGGGAAAAGGCCAAAGAGGUUGAAAAAACCAGACCAAACACUAGCCAAGAAGAAUGUGUAAGUCUGUCCUCUACUGGGGACCAGAAUGAAGUGAAGCAUCCUGAAUCAGAAACACCUCCGGGUGAUCAGACCUCAUUAAAUGUGAAACAAGAAACCUCUGACAGGACGAUGAAGGACACUGAUGAUGACCACAAAGAAGACAAAACUAUGCCCUCUAGUGAUGAUGAUCCGAAUGAAGUGAAGGAUGCUGGGAAGUCUGAUCUGCCUGAAAUGGAUCAGGUGACUCCAGAUGUGAAAUGUGAUGGUAAACCUGUGGACAGUGAGAUGUUUCCUCUACCUCUACAAGACGAGCUGAGUGAUGUCAACUCAGCAACAGACAAGAAUAAAACAAAGAAAGACGACUAUGACCAUCAGUCUCUGGACAUGACAUCACAGGACACUGAUGACCCGGGAGAGGACAUAAAGCUGCUUUCUGCUGAUGAUCGGAAUAAAGUCAAGGAUUCUGAAAACCAAGAACCAACUGAGAGUGAAGAUUUUAGGUCAGAUCUGAAUCAAGAUUGUAAACCUGGAGAAAGUGAAACAUCAGUUAAACCUGCAGGACACGAGGGGCGAGAUGUAUGCAUGGUAGCCAUAGAUGUGAGAGAAGAUGAGACAGAAAUGUCCGACAGUCAUUCAAUCCACAUGACGUCACAGCAUCAACACACUGACCUGGAAGAUCAGAAUCAGACCAGAGGUCCUGAAAAGGAAGAGCUAGUUGAGUUAGUAGAGGUGAGAGAUGAGUGUACAUCUAUAGGCAGUGAAAGGUCAGCUGGACUUGCAGCGUUCUACCAAAACCCCAAGAGUGUUGAGGAAGAGAAGUCAGGAAAUGUCACCAACAAAGAGACCCAAAGGUCAGCCAACAGAUCCAAACAUAAAGAUGUGAGAGUGGUGGUUGGGAACCAGGAAGAAAGCAGAACUCUGCUUCCGGCUGAAGUUCCUGAAAACGCAUCUCAGCCUGAGGUAGAAUCAUCAUGGGACCGACACAAAUAUCGCUACUUUAUAGGAAUAGGACUAGUGUCUUUCUUGCUGUUGUGUUUCAUUGGAGCUGCUUUGUUUGAGCUCUUCAGAGGGGAAUAUUAGGUUAGACUCCAUAACUUUGGUGUCAUUUUUUUUUACCUGUUUUUUGGGUGAUUGUGUUUAUUUUUGUUAAAUGUGAUUCAUCUGUUGUUUUUAUUGUACUCAUCUCCACCACAGGUCGGCUAAUCAUUUUAACAAGUAAAAAAAACAUGGUCACGAUCAAUUUUGUUACACGCCUCACCCCUGCCACGUGGACCUCAAGGGAUAAACCAUCAACCCUGCUCAAUGGUCAACUUUCCUCGCGGGGUCACCCAUAAAGACAGUGGGAGAGUUAAAAAAAAUAAACAUCCAAUACCAUUAAUUUUCAUUCAUUUGUAAAUCAUGUUUAGUGUAAAUAAGCUGACCAGAGUGCUCCUGUAACAUAUUAUUGUGACUAUUAAACAUUUUCACUUGAAGUAGGAACAUUUCACCUGCUGUGGCCCAAACACACAGUCUCUCUCACCUUCCUCCUGCUCCGCAUACACCUGAACCAUGCUCCUGCUGAAUGAAAUGUCUCUAGGUGGUUUACUGAAGAGGAUGUAGUCGAGCUUCUGUUGCCUCAGACAGACUCGUGGCUGUUUUAAUGUUGUGGAGGCUGAAUCUGUGCUGUAGACUGGAACAAGCACCAUUUCACCCAUUGUUUUAAAAUCAGGGAACCUUUCUCCAAAUGAAUUACCUAGAAGUCAGCAAGACUGUCUGAAUGAAGGGUUUCCAGACCCGUGUAGCAUCAUGAAAUGUCCUAUUUUUGACCUAAAGGUCAUGAUCUGCUGCGUCUGCUCGAGUGGAGACAAAGUCUCUGACAGCCUAAUCUACACGAGAUAGUGGCCAAGGUCUUUCAUGCACUCUGCUCAUCUGAACUGCUUCACCUGUUACAGCUCAAUACGAAGAUGGAGAACUCUUUUGAUAAACACAUAAUCAACAACUUUGUUAUUACCAAUAAUAAUGUGAGCCCAAUGUUCAAUCAAUCUGUGAAAUGACAAUGUUAUUACUUGAUAUUAUAAUCCUGGACAUUUGCACUAGACACUAAGGACACGUAAUGCUAAAGUCACACGACACAUUUCCUUUUGUCUGAUCCAAUCAGAACCUUUGUUUCUGGCUAAGCAUGGUUAUCUGUGGUGUUUGUAUAAACCCUCUUUUGCAUGUCAAAUUCUGAUUCACCAGUAAACCAAAAUAUGACAAUUAUAAAAACUAUCCCACGCCACCUUUUCUUUAGUUAAAGCGUUCUAGAAAAGUCUCGGACAGGCCAUCCGGACUUCCUCUUCAGCCAAAAGAACCUCGACAAACUGGAUAAAAUCUGUUGCAAGUUACACCUGACCGCAACGGUUCCUUCAGAAUAAAAGCUGAACCUCACGACCCCUUCAAGGUCUCGCUGACACCAGUGAUAACCUGUCGUGACCUCGGAGCAUUCUGAGACUAGACUGGUCGGCACCGCUGCUUUUCUACCGGCUUCGGUACCAAGGAGGAUCCACAGACCUCGACAUUCUGGAUCUAAUCGGAGGCUUCCCCUGGGGUACGUAGACCGACAGAUGGUGUUUCAUGUGUGUUAUAAAUCUCCUACUAAAGUUUAGAGCGAAACAUUCACUCCCACUCAGAACUAAAUGCUUCUCCGGUUCCGCUGGUUCUGAUGACAACAUUCCACACACACACACCAUCAUCAUUUCACGUCUCACUCCACCUUAGUGAUUGGGGUCUUGUUUCAUCACACACGGUGAAUUUUUAAUAGUUUAGAUUAGUGUCAUGUUUCCUGUUUGUAGUUCCUCUUGUUAGGUGUCAAGUUAUUUCAAUUAUUCAUUUUUGUAAUAAAUAUUUGGACUUACA
Nothobranchius furzeri (turquoise killifish) is the source of this 8100-nucleotide messenger RNA. RefSeq lists its product as uncharacterized. The record is from RefSeq and is a predicted model, not a curated record. Gene Ontology annotation, biological process: protein deubiquitination. Gene Ontology annotation, molecular function: cysteine-type deubiquitinase activity. Lineage: Eukaryota; Metazoa; Chordata; Actinopteri; Cyprinodontiformes; Nothobranchiidae. Gene Ontology annotation, cellular component: nucleus; cytosol.